Molecule: messenger RNA, 860 nt
Organism: Actinia tenebrosa (Australian red waratah sea anemone)
Lineage: Eukaryota; Metazoa; Cnidaria; Anthozoa; Actiniaria; Actiniidae
Source: RefSeq, a predicted model, not a curated record
GUAUAAUUAAAAAAUUUAACGAGCCUUACCUGUAAGGUGAAGUUGGAUACAUGGAUCGCGAAUGUGAGUUCGCGUUGCAUCAUGGGAUAGGGUUCAAAGUCCAAUCGGGCAUAAGUUUAUGCUAAUUGCAACAGGUUGACAUAUAAAUCUUGCCCGGAGAAUUGCUUUACGACUUUUAGGCUCGUGCUUUAGUUAUUUUUUUUAUCUGAUAAUGGAUGAAAAUGACAAAAACAUCGAGAAUGAUCAUCCAUCUUUUGAUGAAGUUGCUAUGUGGAGAGUCGAAGCCUUGAAAGAAUUCCUCAGGAAGAGAAACCUCAAGGUGACAGGUAAAAAACAAGAAUUGGUUGCUCGAGUAUUUGCGGCAUUUGAGCAAAGAAUACCGAUAAGCUUGCAAGGAGCUUCCCUAGUCAAACAAACCAAAGAAGAACAAAGUAGACUUCUGACAACAGACGAGGGAAUUUUACCUGAUCCUUUGACAUUGAAAGAUUGUUGGUUUGGGGAGGUGAAAGGAAUAAGUCAAUGGCCACCAAUAUUUUUAAGCGACAUAACUAUGUACAUUAUGAAAGAUCACCCAGGUAAUAAUAUCUCACUUCAGACUCGUCUUCUGAAUGAAUACAAGGAAGGAAAAGCUUACAGAUUAUAUGAUACGGGUUGGCUGAAAGAAAUUUCCAUCAAUCAUAUCAAAGAUAAUUCCAAGUAUUGCUUUAUGAAAGCACGAUGUACACCGUCGAUGAAAAUCAACGACACUCCUCACAAUGUCUGGAUUUGUGCCUCGAAAGUUAAAGGAUCUAUUCAAAGUGCGUAUUGUUCUUGUACUGCUGGGUAAGUUUACCUAGAGUUUUAUUGCACCGCUAAAUUAU